This is a messenger RNA of Ostreococcus tauri, 942 nucleotides long. RefSeq names its product TatD family. Gene Ontology annotation, molecular function: 3'-5'-DNA exonuclease activity. The record is from RefSeq and is a predicted model, not a curated record. NCBI's taxonomy places the organism in Eukaryota, Viridiplantae, Chlorophyta, Mamiellophyceae, Mamiellales, Bathycoccaceae. Gene Ontology annotation, cellular component: cytosol. The transcript has a single exon. The coding region runs from base 1 to 942 and encodes 313 amino acids.
AUGCCGGGCGCGGAGUUCGUGGACGUGGGCGUGAACGCGCUGGAUUCGAUGUUCGAUGGGGUGUAUCGAGGUAAACGCGCGCACGAGGGUGACAUCGCGCGCGUGCUGCGACGGGCGCGUUCGAGCGGGGUGCGAUCGAUCGUCGUCACCGCAGGGACGCUGGAGGAGUCGCGGGCGGCGGUGGCGCUCGCGCGGGGACGAGAAAAGGAGGGAGGGGACGAACCGAGGGUGUUCGCGACGUGCGGGACGCACCCGACGCGAUGCGGAGAGUUUUUGCGUCACGAAGACGGCGGUGCGGAUGGAUACAUGCGGGCGCUGAUGACGAUCGCGAUGGAUGGAAAGCGCACGGGGGACGUGGUGGCGAUCGGAGAGCUCGGUUUGGAUUACGAUCGGUUGGAAUUUUGCGACGCGGAGACGCAGCGGAUGUUUUUUGAGAAGCAAUUCGCCCUGAGCGAGGCCACGGGAUUGCCCUUGUUCUUACACAUGCGCGCGGCGUGCGACGAUUUCAUGACGAUCGUCGAACGGAAUCGUCACAGAUUCACCGCGGGCGUCGUGCACUCGUUCACCGGAACCGCCGAGGAGGCGCGACGCGUCCUGGCGUGCGACGGCUUGUACAUCGGCCUCAACGGAUGCUCGCUCAAGACGGAGGAAAACUUAGAGGUCGUCCGAACGAUUCCACUCGAUCGCGUCGUCAUCGAGACGGACGCCCCGUGGUGCGGGAUCAAGCCGACGCACGCCGGGCACGCGUUUACGACGCCGCUCGCCGAAUGGUCGCCUCCGACGAAGAAGGAAAAAUACAAUCCCGAUCGUUUCGUCAAGGACCGCUGCGAACCGGCGCAGAUCGUGUACGUGGCGCAAAUCAUCGCCCGCGUCACCUCCCGCACCGUCGAGGACGUCGCGCGCGUCACGAGCGCGAACGCCGCGCGCGUCUUCGGCGUCUGA